UUCUGAUAGUGAUUUUAGAAGAUCCGUGAUCAAGUUUUCCAGCAUUUUGUGUAAAAUUCUCACUUAUUGUAUUAAAAAUGGCUACUGCGGCUGAAUUACAGAAAAAAGUGCGUGAACUGGAAGCUAAACUAGCAGCCGCACUAGGAAAUGCCGGUCCAGUUCGACAGAAAAUCGACGUUAUGUCGUCCGAAGUUGUGGACUCAAAUCCGUACAGCCGUCUGAUGGCACUAAAAAGAAUGGGCAUAGUGGAGAAUUAUGAGAAGAUCAGAGAACUGUCAGUAGCUGUGGUGGGAGUGGGAGGUGUGGGCAGCGUCACAGCUGAAAUGCUAACUAGGUGUGGCAUUGGGAAGCUUAUCCUAUUUGACUAUGACAAGGUGGAGCUAGCCAAUAUGAACAGGCUAUUCUUCCAGCCUCACCAGGCAGGUCUCAGUAAAGUGGAUGCGGCAGCCUCCACUCUGCAAGCCAUCAACCCAGAUGUAGCCAUAGACGCAUAUAACUAUAACAUCACCACCGUGGACAACUUCCAAAAAUUUUGUGACACUAUAAGCACAGGCAGCUUGACUAGCAGCCCGGUGGACUUGGUCCUUAGCUGCGUGGACAACUUUGAAGCUCGCAUGGCGAUCAACACAGCCUGUAAUGAGCUCAACCAACGCUGGUUUGAGUCGGGGGUCAGCGAGAAUGCUGUGUCGGGACAUAUACAGUUCAUAAUACCCGGGGAGACAGCUUGUUUCGCGUGUGCACCCCCAUUAGUCGUCGCCUCCAAAAUCGAUGAGAAGACGUUGAAGCGGGAAGGCGUUUGCGCAGCCAGCUUGCCUACCACCAUGGGGAUCGUGGCUGGGUUUUUAGUUCAAAACACAUUGAAGCAUUUGUUGAAUUUCGGUAACGUCAGCCACUACCUGGGGUACAGCGCACUAACAGACUUCUUCCCUGCAAUGACGUUGAGGCCAAAUCCCCAAUGCGACGAUUCGUAUUGCCGCCAGCGACAAGCGGAGUUCAGAGCGAAGCCCGUUGUGGAACUGGCCACGGAGGUCACCGAGGACUCGAGCCCCGUGCACGCAGACAACGAAUACGGUAUAAGUUUAGUGGAUGAAAACUCGCCAGAGGAAGAAACUCCUGACUUGAAACUCGUGGACGGUGUACAGGUGGCAUACAGCAUUCCAGUUGACAACAGUACUCCGGAAUCCAGCACGGGCGGUGCGGUCGCCGCGUCGGAACUGUCCCUCGAAGAACUGAUGCAGCAGAUGAAGUCCAUGUGAACCAUGGCGCUGUACGGUAAACGGUGCUCAAGCGGGGAACCAUACAAUUCUUAAUAACUGGAUACUAGAAAUGUUGUGAACACGUCGCCUUGUCGCCGCAAACGAGACUCUUAGCACUCGACCGCAAAACAUUUGUAACAGUUUACGACUCUAUUGUAACUUUUAAACUACCUUGCUCUAUUAUGAAAAUUUAGCUUAAUUUGCUAUACAGCAGACCAACCGGAGCAUCCUCAGAAAUGUUGUCAGCAUCCUGAGGAUGCUCCGGUUUUGAGCGAAACGCACCAAAAUUAUCUUCGGCAAUGUAGGGUACAUUGCUGUAAUUUUGGUGUGUUCUGUAUAGUAAAGGACUGAAGAAAUUGUAAGUUACACCAUACUGAUUCACCUGCUUUUCGCGGAUUAUAGCAAAUUAAGCUUAAUUUUCAUAAUAUAUCAGGGAAUUCUGCAAAGUAACGCCAGCUUCUAUCCAAUACCUUACUCUCUAAAACGACUAGUGUACGUCGUUGUGAAAAACAAUAAAGAAUGACUCCUAUUAUUUCCACUCCGAACUUUUAGUGGCACGGCCGCUGGGAGCCGUCCUUAGGCGACAAGUGUUUUCUACACUUAAAGUACUAAAGGGCAUUUCUAGUGUUUUGGUUAUUAUGAUUCCUAUGGAACUCGCGUCACUAAAGUUGGAAGGGCGCAGUAGGUAUUUAAAUGCUUCUAAAUUCUAUGGUUGGUCCGUUGAUAAUGGUUUUAUUAAAGAUUAUACAGGUUUAAAUUCACCCACUUAUAGUUUUCAAAGAGUUUCGUCAGAUUCGGUAACAUAAUCAAAUGAAAUACAAAAAAGAAGCAUGUUUAUUUCUCCAUACAAAUUCAAAACAUUCUAAGGGUUAACUUAUGGCAACCCUAUUGAAGACAAAAGUCCGACACGUGCAUAGUACCUACGCUACGCGACGAGUACCUAAUAAAGUCACAUGAUUUUAAUUUUGUAUGUGAUGUUAGGGCUGUAUUAAAGGUUAUAUAAGCGGUGUUGCGAAGUGUAUUUAAUUAAUAGCUAAAUUGCAAAACUAUUUAACGACAUAAAUUUCUUAAGGCGGCAUUUAUCUAUAUAUUUCAUCGAAUGGUAGUCAGUUUUCAUUUUUACCUGAAUUGAUUUAAAAAUAGAAUGCCCGUUUUCACUAACGUGCACUUCAAACAUGCACAAAAGCACUACCCUAAAAUUGAUAUAAUAACUCUUGUAGGA
Pararge aegeria (speckled wood butterfly) is the source of this 2478-nucleotide messenger RNA. It is a transcript of the gene Uba5, whose product is annotated as ubiquitin-like modifier-activating enzyme 5. Gene Ontology annotation, molecular function: UFM1 activating enzyme activity. The record is from RefSeq and is a predicted model, not a curated record. The transcript has 9 exons. Gene Ontology annotation, cellular component: cytoplasm; cytosol. The coding region runs from base 78 to 1256 and encodes 392 amino acids. Gene Ontology annotation, biological process: protein ufmylation. Lineage: Eukaryota; Metazoa; Arthropoda; Insecta; Lepidoptera; Nymphalidae.